Messenger RNA from Peniophora sp. CBMAI 1063, 756 nucleotides. NCBI's taxonomy places the organism in Eukaryota, Fungi, Basidiomycota, Agaricomycetes, Russulales, Peniophoraceae. The record is from the annotation of a GenBank genome assembly.
AUGCGAGCCGGUCGCACAGCUGCCGUGGACACUAUGGGAUGCGACCAGGCGCAGAUUGCUGAAACGGACCCGAAGAGCAAGCGCCUAACCACACUUGUCUCUUUGAUGCUGUCCUCUCAGACGAAGGACGAAGUCACUGACGCGGCGGUCAAGGCUCUAAGAGCUGCGCUCGGUGGCUCUUUGAGCCUGGACGCCUUACUCAAUGCGAAAGCUAGUACUAUAUCCUCUGCGAUACAGAAAGUCGGCUUCUGGCGUAGAAAGACUGACUACAUCAUGCGUACAGCCGUGAUGUUGCGUGACCGCUUUGACUCGGACGUGCCCAAAGACAUAGACGAUCUCUGUUCUUUGCCUGGAGUUGGACCGAAGAUGGGCUUCUUGUGUCUACAAGCGGCCUGGAAUAUAAACAGCGGCAUUGGAGUCGACGUUCAUGUCGACAGGAUCACGAACCGCCUGGGAUGGCACAAACCGUCAACGCUGGGUCAUCCCGAGAAGACAAGGUUGAACCUCGAGUCUUGGCUGCCCUCUGAGUUGCACCACGAGAUCAAUCACUUGCUCGUCGGAUUCGGUCAAGAAAUAUGCCAGCCGGUUCGGCCCCGGUGCGACGAAUGUACGCUGAGCAAGACCGGUUUAUGUCCGAGCGCAGAGACCGUGACCAAGUCUGAAACCCGCAAAAAGACGGUUGUCAAAACUCCUUCGGCGAAGAUCGAGAUUGAGUACGAGAAGGCGUCAAUCGUCAACGAGCCUCCGUCAGAGUAG